This is a messenger RNA of Haemonchus placei, 453 nucleotides long. NCBI's taxonomy places the organism in Eukaryota, Metazoa, Nematoda, Chromadorea, Rhabditida, Trichostrongylidae. The record is from the annotation of a GenBank genome assembly.
AUGUUCAUUUAUCUAAUCACCAACCAAACCUACAAUCCAGCGGGAGUCAGCACAUUCUUGAGUGACUUUUCCCAAACAAAGAUUCAACAAUAUUCUGCGUCACUUGGAGAUUUUUCAGAUCUGAACUGUACCGAUAAAGAUGGCUAUUUUGCCUGGUCUUUCGUGAAGGCGUGGCUGCGUCAAAUCCUAAAGAGCUCGUCGUUCUACAAAGACUAUGCUUUCGAAUGCGUGCGUUCCGGGACAACACCUGCGAUGUGGAGGAGCUGGGUUGAAAUGCGAACAACAACACCACCACCAACAACAACAACAGCCACACCAUUAGUAAUACUUCCAGGUGGUGCCCUUCCAGUCGCACCAGUGAUUAUACCAUAUCAGUCAGAUUAUGAAGAAACAGAAGAGCAUCUAGAAGAGUCUGUGUCUUCAUUCGAGAGCAUGUCCAUCAUGAACCUUUGA